AUGGAAGCAGUUUCAGAAACCGGCGGUGGCACGUCGUUGAUAGUUGUCGUGUCGGGGAGGGGUGCGAGAUUUCUGUCAAUACUUCCCUUCGCUAGAUUGGGAAGAACGUCGAGGCUUUCCACCGGGUCGGUAUCCGUUGCUGGAAGUUCAUACUGUUUGGCAGGGUCUGUCACCACGUCGGUUAUGGUAGCCGCUUCGGCUGGCAGAUUCGACUCCGUUGGCGGGGUCGCCUCAGCUAGCGGGGUCGUCUCGGUUGGCGGAAGAGGAGCUUCUGUUGGGAAAUUCGUCUCGGCUGGCCCGAGAGCAGAGUCAUUUUCGGGAGGUGUAGGUGCUUGCUGCAUGGUCAGCUCUUUCCCUUGA
Arabis nemorensis is the source of this 360-nucleotide messenger RNA. The record is from the annotation of a GenBank genome assembly. NCBI's taxonomy places the organism in Eukaryota, Viridiplantae, Streptophyta, Magnoliopsida, Brassicales, Brassicaceae.